This is a messenger RNA of Lactuca saligna, 1559 nucleotides long. The record is from the annotation of a GenBank genome assembly. Lineage: Eukaryota; Viridiplantae; Streptophyta; Magnoliopsida; Asterales; Asteraceae.
AUGGGUUUUUGCCCCUAUAUCGGACCUAGUUUGACCUAUGACCAUGCUUUCAUCCUUCUUCUCUUUCGCUUCCCUCUCAUAUCAGAACCAUCAAGGAUCAUCGGUCUUAAUCAUAGCACGAAUCUCCUUCUUUCACAUCUAAUUUGGGAAGAGGGACAAAUGCGAAGAAAAAUGACCUCUAGAGUCGACUAUAUAACUGAUCUUCCUCAAAGUAUCAUUGAAACCAUACUCACAAAGAUGCCAUUAAGAGAUGCUGGACCCGAGAUAGAUCACUUGCAAACUUAUUUACAAUCCUCCCCUGAUUUAGAUCAAUGGCUGCUUUUCUUAUCAAGAAAAGAUGUUAAAGAAUUGGUUCUUGAAUUAGGUGGCGAGUGGUUUAAAGCACCUACUUGUCUUUUUUCAUGUCAAAAGCUGGUUAAUUUGGAGCUUUUUAGAUGGGCUUUAAACCCUCCAUUAUCUUUUAAAGGAUUCCCAUAUUUAAAACACCUUAGCUUUCAACAAGUUCUUGUUGGUUCAGAAGCUCUUCAGAAUCUUAUCACUGGUUGCAUUCUUCUUGAAACAUUGAAUUUAUCGUAUUAUGAUAGCUUAGAACUUACAAUUUGUUCACCAAAUCUAAAGUUUUUAAUCUUGGAAGGUGAGAUUAAAGACAUAUUUCUUAAAUAUGCUCCAAAAUUAGUUGCUAUAACUGUUUCCAUGUAUAUGACCGAUGAUUUAGCCCAACAUUUCGGUCAAAGUUCAGGUUGUAAGUUUGACAAGUUUCUUGGAAACUUACCUUCUCUUCAAAGACUCAUUGGUAGAAGUUAUUUUACAGAAUAUAUGAGUAUAGGUAACAACACCUUUGGAAAAACAGAGAUGAAGUAUGGUAAGCUUAAGUUCAUUGAGCUCUCUCAAGUAAGCUUUGAGCACAUGAAAGAAUUAAAAGUUGUUCUUCGAUUGAUUCUAAAUUCUCCAAAUCUUGAAGAACUUCAAAUUGCUGGUUCAUCGAAUUCAUCAUCUGCAAGAGAAGCUCCGGAUUUGGAUUUUUGGGAGAAGGAAUGUGAGUUUGAGUGCAAAUUUGAACAUUUGAAGAUGGUGAAAAUGAUGGAUAUGUCUGGAGUUCCACAUGAAAUUGGAUUCAUAGGAUUUAUGCUUGGAAAUUCGCCUGUUCUUGAGACUAUGAGCAUCACCCCAAGUGUGUAUAUGACUGAGGACAGAUUAAAGUUUUUGAUUGAGUUAACAAAGUUUAAACGAGCAUCAUCAGAAGCUGAAAUGAUAUUUGUUCAAGAUUAGGGGUGAAUCUUGUCCAUUUAUAUGAAUUUCUCAAUCUCUUAUGACUUGUAUUUUCAUGUAACAGGUUCCAACCUUAGUUCUACUAUUUGAAAUUUUUUAAGGAUGUUACAUGUUUUCUCAUAUCUUUGGUGAGAUAUUUCCACAUCAGCUUUUGUGAUGAUAUAAGUUCACAUAUAGAAGAUUGUUUUCACGUAUGGAUUUUGGUCUUGAGGAAGAAGCAACGUAGUUGUAGGUUUCAUGAGAAGGUUCGGGGUGGAAGUUGCAUGUUUGAUGUAUUGCGUCUCGUUUCA